CCAACCAUCGUCAAAGCGGUAUCUCGACCGCAAGCCAUGGCGCGCGCCUUUGCACGCUCCAUCUCCUUCCCUCUCAGCCCCUCGAGGUCUCCCAAGGCGCGCGCUCCGUCCUCGUCGUACCACGGGCGGUCCGUGAGCUUGCCGUGCCGCUCGCACACGAUCUUGGCGCACCUCCACACCCACAUCCGCUCCGUGCGCGCCUGGGCGCAGAAGGGCACGGCGGCGUUGGCCGCCUCCGUGGCCACGGGGCUGGCGCACGUAGACGCGCUCCAUGCCGCGCUCGGCGACCUGCUCGACCUGCCCGAGGCCCAGGCCGCGCUCUCCGGCGCCGGCGGCAGCGUCGACCGCCUCCUGGACUCCUUCCUCCGCCUCGCCGACGCGCACGGCUGCUUCCAGGAGGCCGUGGUGCCGCUCAAGCAGGACGUCGCCGAGGCUCUGGCGGCCGUGCGCCGUCGCGACGGGGCACGCCUGGCUUCGGCAGUGCGGUCGCAGCGCAGGGCCGGGAAGGAGCUCGCGCGCCUGGCCGCCACGGCCAGCGAGUGCGCCGUCGGGCCCUCGCGCCUGAGCAUCCUCGGCGGCGGUCAUGGCAGCUCGGCGGAGGUGGAGGUGACGGGGCUGCUGAUGGAGUCGGCCGCGGCCACGGCGUCGGCUUCGGCCGCGCUGUUCGGGGCCGUGGCGGCCAUGUUGGGGUCCGUGGCGGCGGAGUCGUGCUCGUGCAAAGGGACGGCGGCGCUGGCGUGCCUGGUGACGAAGAACAACAAGAAGGCGCCGGCGCCGGGGUCGGGGUCGGAGGAGAUAGCCGUGGCGGAAAGGCUGGAGGAGCUGGAGGAGUUCAUCGAGGAGAUGGAGGCCGGGAGCGAGAAGGUGUUCCGGAGCCUCGUGCAGACCAGGGUCGCGCUCCUCAACAUCCACACGCUCCACAUCUUCUAGCUUUGCUACUAUCAUGUGCCAUCCAUCUUAGCUGUACUAGUGAAAUUGGUGGCAGAAAUCCAGCGUAACUGUAAAUAAGUAGAUGAUGAAUAGAAGAAGGAAUUUAUAGUACUAAGAGCAUCUCUAGCAGACGUAGAUCAUGAAUAGAAGAAGGAAUUUGUAGUACUAAGAGCAUCUCUAACAGACGUAGAUCAUGAAUAGAAGAACGAAUUUGUAGUACUAAGAGCAUCUCUA
Triticum aestivum (bread wheat) is the source of this 1164-nucleotide messenger RNA. RefSeq lists its product as uncharacterized. The coding region runs from base 37 to 930 and encodes 297 amino acids. The record is from RefSeq and is a predicted model, not a curated record. The transcript has a single exon. Gene Ontology annotation, biological process: root development; shoot system development. Lineage: Eukaryota; Viridiplantae; Streptophyta; Magnoliopsida; Poales; Poaceae.